AUGACCCCUUUUAGCCAGCCUUCAGUUCCCCCUCUGCCCUCUGGCAUCGACCUUUCAGGCAAGACCGCUAUCGUGACGGGCGCUACAGCAGGAAUUGGACUAGAAAUAUGUCGCCAGCUUCUCAACCACAAGCUAUCCACUCUCAUCAUGGCUGUACGAAACGUAUCAAAGGGCGAGACAACGCGACAAGCCCUUCUCUCUGACCCAGCCGUCAAAUCUUCCGGCCACAAGGCCACUGUCAAGGUCAUGGAACUGAACACGGAGAAUUACUCUAGUGUGCAGAACUUUGCGUCAGCGUUCAUAUCCUCAUUCCAGGAUCUACACCUGGUAAUGGCAAAUGCGGGAAUCGGCACAUUACACAAGGAGCUCGCAAUCUCGGGGCACGAGAAGAACAUGCAGGUCAACUAUCUCUCCAAUGUCGCUCUCACACUCGCUCUUCUUCCCAUUCUCGAAGCCACAGCGACAAGGACUAGGGCACCAACAAGGGUCACUUGGACUGGCAGUCGACAGUACGCUCUGACUCCUUUGGCUGGCAAGAUUCCUCUCGGGAAGGAUGAACAGGUCCUCAAGCACAUUGACACCUAUGAUGGGAUCGACACACUCGGGAGGUACGCUGACAGCAAGGUUCUCUGCGUGCUUUUCCAGCUCGAACUCGCCAAGCACUACAGUCCAGACAAGGUCAUCAUCAACAGCUUCUGCCCCGGUCUCGUCGACACGGGAAUGACGGACGUACUCCCUUUUCACAUCAGAGCUUUUAUGAAGGUUGUGAAAGCAUUGUCAGCACGGUCGCCCGAGAAAGCGGGUUGGAUCGCCCUCAAUGCGGCCGUGGUGGCUGGGGCCGAAACUCAUGGGAAGCUGUUGGGAGACAUGACCAUAGACACGCCUUCUGACUUUGUGCAGAGCGACGAAGGACAGCGGAUUGAAAAGAUGUUGUGGAAUGAAACUGUAAAUGAGAUGGGGGCCAUUAUGGCUGUUCCUGCUUGGAUGAAGCAGUAG
Fusarium vanettenii 77-13-4 is the source of this 996-nucleotide messenger RNA. RefSeq lists its product as uncharacterized. The record is from RefSeq and is a predicted model, not a curated record. Bases 1 to 996 code for a protein of 331 amino acids. Lineage: Eukaryota; Fungi; Ascomycota; Sordariomycetes; Hypocreales; Nectriaceae. The transcript has a single exon.